Molecule: messenger RNA, 1821 nt
Organism: Rana temporaria (common frog)
Lineage: Eukaryota; Metazoa; Chordata; Amphibia; Anura; Ranidae
Gene: SLC30A8
Product: solute carrier family 30 member 8
Exons: 8
Coding region: 289-1476 (395 amino acids)
Biological process (GO): zinc ion transmembrane transport; response to zinc ion; insulin secretion
Cellular component (GO): plasma membrane
Molecular function (GO): zinc ion transmembrane transporter activity
Source: RefSeq, a predicted model, not a curated record
CACUGGUCAAACAAAGCCUGCUCUAAUUGAACUCCCUUCCCGGGCUCUGAGCCUGAUCCUCACAUCCCAUCAUUCCUGUUCUGAACGGAAUCUGAAAACACCUGCUACUUGUGUAUGAGAAGAAUGUAUGAAGUAGGCAGGUCUGAUCUUACUUACACUCCUCUCUAUGGUUUGAGAAGAAGUGCACAAGAGGAAGGAACACAUUAACCAAACAUGGUGCAUUUCAUCAAUUUGCCAUUUUUAUCCUGAAUAAUACCGGAGCCAAGAUUCACCGAUUUCACAAUAAAGAUGAACGGUUUGGAGAAAACCUGCCUGGUGAGCGACAAAGCCACCAAAAUGUACUCGCUGACUAGCCACAGUGGAGACCCGGGGACGUUUACUAAAGAAAAAAAUCAGGAUGAGGACUGUCGCCAAUCAGUCAUCACAUACCAUUGUCACAGCAAUAAUACAAAAGCCCACGAAGCCAGGCAGAAGGAACACAUAAUAGCCAGGAAGAAGCUUUACAUUGCAGCAGUAAUUUGCUUGGGAUUUAUUGUGGCAGAAAUUGCUGGGGGCUAUAUGGCGGGAAGCCUGGCAGUGGUGGCGGAUGCAGCCCAUCUCUUCGUGGAUCUGUCCAGUUUCCUGAUCAGCAUCUGUUCUCUGUGGUUGUCCUCAAAGCCAGCAACAAAAAGACUCACUUAUGGCUGGUACAGAGCAGAAAUAGUUGGUGCCUUAAUGUCCAUGAUUGCCAUUUGGGUGGUAACAGGCGUGCUGGUUUACCUGGCGUGUGAAAGAAUUCUUCAUCCCGAUUACAACAUAGAUGGGGUAGUGAUGCUCAUCACAUCAGCGUGUGCCCUUGGAGCAAAUAUUAUUUUGGCUGUGGUCCUCCACAACACUGGACAUGGUCAUGGCCACACCGACAUUGGACAUGGUCACAGCCACGCCGACACUGCACAUGGUCAUAACCACACCGGAGGUCAGCAUCAACAUAACGCACCAGAUUACAAGCCUCAGACUAAUGCUAGUAUACGUGCAGCCUUCAUCCAUGUCAUCGGAGAUCUCUUCCAGAGCAUCAGUGUGCUAAUCAGUGCACUCAUCAUAUACUUCAAGCCUCAGUAUAAGAUAGCUGAUCCCAUCUGUACUUUUAUAUUCUCCAUUUUUGUCUUGGCCACAACAAUCACCGUUCUACGAGAUAUUCUCAUCGUUCUAAUGGAAGGGGUCCCUCGCGGGAUUAAUUACAGCGCCGUGAAGCAGAGUAUUCUUACUGUGAAUGGGGUUAAAUCAGUCCACAGCCUUCAUCUCUUGGCUUUAACAAUGAAUCAAGUGAUCCUCUCCGCCCACAUUGCCACAGAAUCUUCAGAUGACUCCAAAAGAAUUUUGAAUGAAGUCACACAAAAUGUUUUUGACAAUUUCCCCUUCCAUUCGGUCACAAUACAAGUUGAACCGGCAGAGGAACAAAAUUCUGAGUGUAUAUUCUGCUAUGAGCCCAAUGACUGAGACAAAAGUCCUCCUACCAUUAGAAAUGGGACUGUCCUGCAUCUGCUCUACAUCCUACCUACAAUAGGAGAAUACAGACAAUCAACUAAUGCCUAGUAAUCCUUUGUUAACUGGUCCAUCUAUAUCAUCUGGCAGCACAGAAUAUUACCUGGUAAAGAUAAAACGGACACCCUUGGUGACAUAUAGAAAUUAUGUGCAUUGACCUACCUUCUCCAGAUGGAUGACCUAUAAGGUCUUGGGUUACUUCUGGACAUUUCAGAUGAUUGUAUUUGGUGUAUUUACAAUGAGGAAUGGUUCCAGAUUUAGUUAUAUUUACACAUAUUAAAGAUUCUGGUUAUUUGUAAA